Molecule: messenger RNA, 925 nt
Organism: Clunio marinus
Lineage: Eukaryota; Metazoa; Arthropoda; Insecta; Diptera; Chironomidae
Source: the annotation of a GenBank genome assembly
GUUUCGAUAUCUUCACACUCGAACACGAUUUCGAAAAUUAUUUUGCAAGUUUAAAAGAACGGAUGAUCUUGAACUCAAUAAAAUCAAUUCAAACAUGGCAUCCGAAUUCUUUUUGACUCAUGACGAACUUGAAAGCUGCGUGUUGGAGGAGAGUAAAGAUAAUGGAACGAAGCAGUGGGUUUUGUGCAAUUCAGCUAACGCAGUUGAAGGAAAGACAAACUACACAGUUGUCUUUUUAAAGAAAUUAAGCGAUUUGUACAAGGGCAUAGUUGGAUGGAGCCAAUCUUUCCGCAAAAAAUCGAAAUCGGGAAUUAUGACAUCCAAAUGGGUUUGUCCACAUGGAGAUUCUAUUUCGGUACGUGUACAUCAAGCUGAUUUAAAACCGAAAAAGGGUCACUCAACAAGCUUCACCACCAAGACUGAAUGUAAAGAUUGUAAAGCUCAGAUCGCUGGCCGCAAUGGGGAGGUUGAAGACAACGUACAAGUUUCGAAGGAAGAUGAUGGAACUCCCGCAGCAGAAAAAAAAAGAAAUGAGGUUCUUGAAAUUCUCGUGAAAUUGCGUCAGGGAAUGAAUGAAAUCGCAAAGCAGACGAUUCUUGGAGCAUUAGAUGCAACUUUAUCUUAUACAUCAACUGAUGACAAGCUGGAAUGUAUGAUUAACAGCAUACCUUUAAUAGCAGGACAAAUCCAAGCAUUUUUAUUGAAUGAACGGAACACACUAUUAAUGAAAAUGGAAGAAGAAGAAGCAUUGAAACAAAACCAGGCUCAAGAAUAAGACAACAAUCUGACAAAGAUUUAAAUGUAUGACACAAAAAAUUGCUAUUUGAAAUAAUAGAAAAUAAUCUCGUUUCAUAUCACACUUAUUUGUUAUGUCGUUUGAAAUUAUUUAAUUAUAGUAAAAAUCAUCACUUUCCAGGGAGAAAAU